UAUAUAUUCCCUCCCCAUACCCACAUUUCCAACACCCACACCAUAUCUCUCUGCUAUUCCAUGUCUUACAUUUCGAUCGAAACUCACCGGCGAAAAACCAUUUGAUCAACAUCGUUUAUUCACCUCUCUAUAUCCAAGUCUCCAACACCCACACCAAAUCUCUCUGCUAGUCCAUCUCUUUAACUUUGAUCAAAACGCACGGGCGAAAAAUCACUCCAUCAACUUUCUUUAUUCACUUCCCCAUACCCACGUUUCCAACACUCGCACCAAAUCCCUCGGCUAGUUCAUCUCUUACACUUCGAUCAAAACUCACCGGCGAAAAACCACGUACUCUUGAAAUUCUAUAUUAACCAUGAAAGAGACCAACGUGGUUCCGGCGAAAAGUACGGAGACCAACGUGAUUCGGACGAACAGCAUGGAGACCAACGUCGUUCCGGGCAUCAGCACAGAGACCAACGUCAUUCCAGCGACUACAGAGACCAACAUCUUCAGGUCCAUCAACAACAUCGGUUUCUCAUUUCACAACACCCAACCUUCCCGCUCCCUUCAGUCCAUCAACAGCGUUUCGCGAUCGUCGUUGUCAGUAAUGGCCAACCUGGCUGUAUCUCAGCUUGAGCCAGCGGAAGAAAAGCAAGGAACGACCGAAGAAAAUCCUGAGGAACAAGGCAAUCCACCUGCCUAUCGCUGGUGGGCUGAUCGCGAUUAUCUCGGAAACAAAUACACUCAGAUUGGUAACGGGGACUCAUACUCGAGAGUACCGAGGGUGCUGGAGCUGAGUUACCCAGAGGCAGUAUCACGCUAUGCCCUUGCUCCCGAAUUCGUCCCUUCUUCUUCAACUGCCUGUGACCAGCACCAGCACCAGCAUCAACCUCCAAAGCGUCCUUCACCACUCUACAAGACGGUAUUAUGUCGGUACAAAAGUUCUUGCUCGAAGGGAGACGGGUGUAACUUUGCCCAUACUCUUCACGAGAUUCGUAGGACACUCGUGUAUGACAGAGAUUGCAAGUUCGGAAGCCGUUGUCCGUAUGGCCGUAAUUGCUUUUACCGUCAUUAG
This is a messenger RNA of Rosa chinensis, 1054 nucleotides long. RefSeq names its product putative zinc finger CCCH domain-containing protein 21. Gene Ontology annotation, molecular function: metal ion binding; mRNA binding. The record is from RefSeq and is a predicted model, not a curated record. Bases 353 to 1054 code for a protein of 233 amino acids. The transcript has 3 exons. Lineage: Eukaryota; Viridiplantae; Streptophyta; Magnoliopsida; Rosales; Rosaceae.